AUGGCUGGUCUCCCACUUCCAUUCUGCUUUCUGACGCUCGUGAUUGGAUCUGCUCUUCAAGGCCCUUUCCCUGUGCGGGGGUACAAUAUCGAUACCUCUCCUGCGACCAUAUUCUCCUCCAACACCAGUGUGCAAUUUGGAUAUGAGGUUCUGCAGAUCGGGGAAGGCCCCGAAGCCAGGGUCAUAAUAGGAGCCCCCGGUGAGCAGAACACCACAGGCCAUGUGUACCAGUGUAAAAUGCAAAGUGGAGACUGCCAGGAUAUUCCGCUUGCGGGAGGCUCUGGAAUAUCCCACCUUGGCAUGACGCUGGCAAGCAACUCUGAGAGAACUAAGAUGAUUGCAUGUGGGCCAGGAGUGGCGCAGCACUGUGACAAAAAUAUCUUCGUGAGCGGGGUCUGCUAUCUGUUUGAUGCCCAACUCCACAAACCCAAGAACAUAACGACAGGAUACCAAAAGUGCCUGAAAGGGGAUGUAGACCUGGUGUUUCUCUUCGAUGGAUCAGAAAGCUUGAAAAGCGAGGAGUUCAACAAAAUAAAGGAGUUCAUGAUUGACGUGAUGGAGAAACUAAGCAACAGCACCAUCAAGUUUGCCGCUGUGCAGUUUUCAUAUGACAUCAGUAUCGAGUUUGAUUUUAAUAAUUAUACCAACGAUCCCAAUCCUCAAAAUCUGUUGGCCAACGUGGCACACAAGAAAAGUACUACAAACACCUUCAAAGCCAUCAAAUUUGUAGCGGAAAAGGUUUUUGUUCCUGAACGCGGCACCCGGGAAGGCGCAAACCGAGUAAUGGUCAUCAUCACCGAUGGAGAUGCCACCGACUCUGACAAUGGAAGUAUAAAAGCUGCCAAGGACAAGAAAAUCUCGCGCUUUAUAAUUGGGAUUGGAAGUUACUUUCCCAAGGAUGUGAGCCAAGCCAAGGUCACAAGCAUUGCCUCGGAGCCCAAAGAUGCCUUUGUGAAGGUCCUCAAGAGGUUUGAGGAUCUCAAGGACAGCUUCAACGAACUCCAGGCAAAGAUCUACGAUAUUGAAGGUGUAAUUGACAAUCGCUCCUUCUACCUGGAGAUGUCCUCCAGUGGAUUCAGUGCCGAUAUAUCCCAGGGCCGGGUGGUCCUGGGGGCCGUGGGUGCUAACGAUUGGGCUGGGGGCCUGCUAGAGCAGCAGGAGGGUUUGGCCAGCGAAAAGUUCAUCACCGCCCCAGCAGCCAAGGAAGAAAUGAAGGCUGCCUACUUGGGGUAUGCUUUGAAAUUCUUACAGCAUCAGAAGAGGGAGUUCUAUGCUGUCGGUGCCCCUCGGUACCAACACGUGGGAAGGGUCCUGGUAUUUGAGGUCUCCCCCAGCACUGCCAACUGGACCUUAAAGCAGCAGAUUCCUGGGGAGCAGAUAGGGUCAUAUUUUGGGGCAGUCCUUUGCCCAGUGGAUGUGGACAGCGAUAGUGAAACAGACCUGCUUCUCAUCGGGGCCCAGCAGUAUUUCAAAGGAGGUCGUGUUUAUGUCUACGGCUGGGCACAGGACAAUCUCGCCCUCCUGGGGGAGCUUCACGGGGACUCUGAAGACCCCUUGGGCAGGUUUGGAGCAGCCAUUGCUGACCUGGCAGACAUCAAUGGGGAUGGGCUGACGGACGUGGCUGUGGGGGGACCCUUAGAAGACGGGGAGAGUGGAGUUGUCUACAUCUACAAUGGCUAUGAGAAGACGGUGCAUACACGGUAUAGCCAGAAAAUUAAAGGAGCAAACAUUUCUCCUGGCUUGAAAUUCUUUGGACGGUCCAUCCAUGGAAAGACGGACCUCAGUCAAGACGGACUCACUGACAUUGCCGUGGGAGCUCUGGGAAAGGCUGUGGUACUCCGCUCCAGACCCAUUGUGAUCGUGGCUGCGACCGUGCACUUUUGGCCACAGGAGAUCCCAGUGAAAGAAGUGGAGUGUCUGGAGAAUGCCAGCUCCUGGCAGGAGAUCAACCUCAACAUCUGUUUCAAUGUCAGUUUAGCCACCAAGCACUACCAAGGGGAUCUCUCUGCCAACCUUUCCUUCUACUUGGAGAUUGACCGACACCGGAUGAAGAACCGAGGAGCGUUCAAGAAUGGCAAGAAGGUCAUGGAGGGGACCCAGAUCAUAUCUGUGGGAUCGGUGUGCAUUCAAGAGAAGAUUCGCAUCCCAAACUGCAUUGAGGAUUACAUCUCAAAUAUCCAGGUCUUUGUGAAUUUCUCCCUCAACGAUGACCCUAAUAAUGGGGGUGUCGGCCCUAUUCUGAACCCACUAAACAGCACGACUACAGUGGAGAUUCCUUUCAAGAAGAACUGUGGGGAAGAUGAGGUGUGUGAUGCCAACCUGAGAGUCCUCUUCCAUUCUCCAGGGUCUGUGAAGCUGCUUCUGUCUUCUGCAUUUGUGCUGAAGGUGGCCUUGGAAGUCGAGAACCGCCAUGAGGAUGCUUAUCAUGCGGUCCUCCACUUGCUCCACGUUCCUGGCCUCUCCUUCCGCAAAGUGUCUGUGCUCAAGCCCAGUACUCUGACCAUCGUGAGCUGUGAUGGAACACCUGUAAGUCAAGGAUUCAAGAAUCUCGUCUGCAACGUCAGCCACCCUAUCUAUAGGGAGCGCACAAAUGUUUUGAUCGAGCUCUGGUUUGACGUUCUUGAAAACAGCUCCUGGGGAGAUAGUGUAGAGAUGGAGGCGUAUGUCAGCAGUGACAAUGAGAGGAAUGACACCCUUUCUGACAACAAGGCUACUCUCACGAUCCCCGUCCAGUAUCCCAUCAACAUCAUUGUCAAGGGCUUAGAGACAUCCGUUCAAUACAUUAACUUCAGUUCUGUCCAUCAAGAAAACAAGACUGUGACGCACUUUUAUGAAGUAAAAAACGUGCCCUGGGGUGCUUUCCCAGCUGCUGCAGUGGCAGUGUUUGUGAAGGUGCCUGCUGUGUUUCCUGCUGGGCUGAUAUGGAAGGUUGAUAGAGUCCAAGCUGAACCCUCUGUGAUCUGUGAACUUGUUCGAAUGGACAACAGCACAGGAAAGAUGGAUUCCAUCGAGGACCAUUCUCAGCUAAUUGAGUGUGCUGUUGACAAAUAUCUCAUCUAUCAAUGUAAUCUUGGAAAGAUAACUUCCUCUGUGAUCAGUGUUUCCGGAAAGCUGUAUGCCACUAACAAAAUUGAGGAUUUCUCUCAGUCCAGCUUCUGCACAGCCUCAUGGCUGACGUUUGACACCAGAAGAUACUCCAAUCAGUAUGGUACUCAAUAUGCCCAGUCUCAGGUCACUACACAAGUCGAUAUGAUUUACGUAAUGGAUUAUCUCCCUGUUAUUAUAGGCAGUGCCGUGGGAGGCUUGUUCUUGCUUAUUCUCAUCAUUGUGGUACUUUACAAGUUUGGAUUUUUCAAGCGUAAUUAUAAAGACAAGAUGGACCAUGAAGGCAAAACUGAGACUAUGUUCCCAGCAGAAGGCAACCUUGAGGACGAUGAAGGAAAAGUAGUCCCAUUGAAUGGAGGAGCAGAGAGCAAAUAA
This is a messenger RNA of Euleptes europaea (tarantolino), 3480 nucleotides long. RefSeq names its product integrin subunit alpha L (gene ITGAL). The transcript has 30 exons. Bases 1 to 3480 code for a protein of 1159 amino acids. Gene Ontology annotation, molecular function: integrin binding. Lineage: Eukaryota; Metazoa; Chordata; Lepidosauria; Squamata; Sphaerodactylidae. Gene Ontology annotation, cellular component: integrin complex; external side of plasma membrane. The record is from RefSeq and is a predicted model, not a curated record. Gene Ontology annotation, biological process: cell adhesion mediated by integrin; cell-matrix adhesion; cell-cell adhesion.